This is a messenger RNA of Guillardia theta CCMP2712, 702 nucleotides long. RefSeq lists its product as hypothetical. The coding region runs from base 1 to 702 and encodes 233 amino acids. The record is from RefSeq and is a predicted model, not a curated record. The transcript has 4 exons. Gene Ontology annotation, biological process: NADH dehydrogenase complex assembly. NCBI's taxonomy places the organism in Eukaryota, Cryptophyceae, Pyrenomonadales, Geminigeraceae.
AUGCCGGGUGACCAGAGGACAUACAAGGCGAUGGUGGGAGGGCCAUGGGUUCGGCGGUGGAUGGCGACUGGGGUGGCGACGGCGGCGGCGGCGCUGGGAGGAGCUGAAGGGUUCCUGGUGACUCAUCGUACUCUCAAGAUGGGAGCAGAGAACGAGACUCUCCGAGCUCGAGCAGUGCGCACUUUGUACGACAUGCGGGACCCUGUGGUCGUCGGCUCUUGGCGAUCGAUCAACGACGUCGUCAUGGGCGGAUGCUCUACCGGAGGUCUAAUGCCGGGCGAGGAUUGUGCCAUCUUCAAAGGAGUUCUGAGCACACGUAACAACGGAGGCUUCUCGUCCAUUAGGAGCCCUCAGACAGACAUGGACCUGUCGGACUCAGAUGGGAUCCUGAUCAACUGCAAAGGAGACGGCAGACUGUACAAGCUGCAGGUCUGCGCUGAUGCUCGCUCCCCUGGCGUGAAGUAUCAGGCUGAGUUCGCGCCUUCGUCGGAGUGGAAUGAGCAUGCGGUGCUGUGGUCAGACCUGAAACCGAGCAUGAGAGGUGUCCUGCUUGAAGGAGCUCCAGAAGUGAGCAGAGGAGAGAUCAGUUCCUUCGGGAUCCUAACAAGCAAGGUUACCAGCGAUGGAGGAUACAACUCACAGUUUCAGCCGGGAGAAUUUGCUUUGGCGAUAAGGAGCAUCAGCGCAUUUCAGCUUGAAUAA